Molecule: messenger RNA, 3291 nt
Organism: Sclerotinia sclerotiorum 1980 UF-70
Lineage: Eukaryota; Fungi; Ascomycota; Leotiomycetes; Helotiales; Sclerotiniaceae
Exons: 5
Coding region: 1-3291 (1096 amino acids)
Source: RefSeq, a predicted model, not a curated record
AUGUCCAAAGCUUUAUCAGUUUCCAAAGGACUUCCCAUUGAUCGUCUCGCUAGAGGAUUCCGCCUCAAAGCUCAUCAUGUUGAUCGACUACCAGCGGGAUAUCAGCUUCCAGAUUUGAGCGUAGUUGAUGGCUAUCUUACUGUGCAGGGAGAAGUGCAACUCCGAAGCACAUACGAUUCACGAAAGAGGCAAUUUCGAUGGACCAGGGAGUUGAAACAAACCAACCUUUUCGAACAUGGAGUGUUUGAAAUUGACUCUCCAGCCAUAUCAGGAAAAGGAGUUAUCUACAUAUCAUCUGAAUCUCAGGCUCAGGAAGCUACUCCGCGGGAUAAGGUCCAUCCAUUUGAGGCUAAGGCAUGCAGCCUUGACAAAUUGGCAGGCAGUAAUAAAAGUAUGAUUGGAGAUGAUUCAAAUGAUAAUAACUGGGUGACGCUUGGAAAAUGGCAGGUUACAUUGGAUCGGAGUGCUUGGCCUCCCGAUACUGAGCGAACUGAGCCGGAAGAACCCAUGGAUGGAGGGAUCUUUGAAGAUGGUUACUGGACCGAUCCCCCAAGGGAAGUCGCUUCGUUAAAAAUCACUUCGGUGGAGCAGCUGCGAGAUCAGAUUAACCAAAAGUAUGGCCAACAGCUUGGCAGUUUCUAUGAUGUCAUUGCGACAAUUAAAGACGGAAAGACGAUGUACUCGAUAAAAUUUAAGCGAGCACCUCUCGUCCCUUUCAUCUCCGAUGCUGGACUCGACAUGAAGAAAAAAUUUGAGGUUGGCUUCAAAUCUGACCUGGAUAUUGACAUUACUUUACCAUCGCUCUUUACCGAGAUGAAUUUUACGAUGGAUGAUUUUGAGGGGACUUUUUCUGGCUACUUCUACGAAUACGAUCCUUCAAAACGAGGAUACAGAGGAGACCGUCAUUUAGUUCAAGGAACUCUUUUAGGGCCGGAUGCGGUCGCUGCUUCUCGCUUAAAGAUUUCUCGUGCGUAUGAAUCAGCCUUGAAGUCUAGGGAAGCUCACCCAUCUGAUGGAAAACUUCAACCGGCCAUGGUGACCGAGAAACUUUUGGCCCUCAGCGAGCCAACACUCAAGCAACUCUAUGACUUUAUCGGUUACCAAGAACAAUCGACAUUUUUCAAAGAAAAGUAUGGCCCAGCUUUUAUUUGUCGCUAUGUUGGUCGUACACAGAAGUACAUGAGUUCUUUUACGGAAAAGGACAUGAAAAAGCUUUGGUACUGGUGGCAAGGCAAUGGAAAGAGCUGUUUGUCACAAAGUGAAGAAUACAACGAUAUCAACCGCUUUAGUUCCCGAGAGGCAAUGAAAGGGCGAUACGGAGACAUUUUGCAGCCAUACCUUGACAGCGACCCUGAUAAUUGGGCUUCGCAGCUUUACGAUAAGAUUACAAGUAAUCCGUAUAUGCUAACUAAAUGGGUCCAUUUUCCAAUAGGGGACGAUGGUAACAACUUAAUCAACAAGCAGUGCAAUAUUUUAGAUGCUUUGAGUUCAUCUGCAGACUGGUCUCAGGAACUUUUUAAAAUUUUCAUGACUUACGUGUUGCAAGAAGGUGCAUCGAUUGCAGACAUCGAACCAGGCGGUAAUGAGGACGAAAAAUACCAAUGGCUCUAUGAUUCCAUGAAAGAUCUUAUCAUGGCAGUAUUAAAUGAUGAUCCUUCCAUUUCCGACGAUGUGAAACAGGGAAUUCUGGAAGAUAUCAAUGAUUUCGAAGAACAGAAUAACUUGAAUCAGGAAGCUGACGCAGAGACAAGAGCAGCUGCGCUACUAGAGAAAAGCACUCUAUUCAUGCAGGAGUUAAGUGGAUGGUUCUCCUAUAUUGGAAAGGGGCUACAAGCUGCAUUUGGUGGGACUGCACUAUGGAAAUGGGUUGGCCAAGCCUUUGAUAAUGCUGCUGAGAAGUUUUCAUCGUCGCUUCCUGGCGUCAGCAAGUUGAAAGGUAUUUCAAGCAUAUGCAUGGUUGGCGUCAGUUUGGCUAUUGCUGCUGUGAGUCUUUGGGGCUUGGUGGAAAAUUGGGACAUGCUACCGGACGCUAAACGAGCAGUUGUUAUUAUCGAGGUAGUCCGAAUGGUAGUUAGCGGUAUCGAUAAGGCGUUUAAUGCCUUCAAAGAAUUCAAGUCAAAGCCAGCCUCUACUCCGACAGACCAGCUCAACAUGGAGGCCCUAAAUGAUGGUCUUUCAGAGGAGAUCACUGAGAGAAGCAGUGAAAUGGGGGAUUUAGCUAAAGAAAUUUCAGGCGAGGAUGAUUACCGUACUGCGAUCGCGGAGGGUAUUCAUGGGGAGGGGGUUCCCACAGAAAUUGAUGGUGAAGGAAGCUGGAAUGAAGCUAUUGAAGACGUUGUUCACGACGUCCCACCGGGUUACGAGGAUGUGGCCAAGAAAUUUAAUAUUUCUGGAAAUAUGCUACGAGUACUCAACGCGAUUCUUGGGGUGGGUUUGGUUGUUGCCAUGUCCUUUGCCUUGGCAACUGACUGGGGAUCUCUAUCUGAGCCUGGAAAGUGGAUAGGAGUGCUCAAUAUCAUCGUCCAAGGCUUGACUGUUUUGCUUGAUGUUGUCGACGUUGGAGCUGAAAUUGGCCUGUGGGCAGUGACGGGUACUUUUAGUGUUGCUUUGCCCAUUCUCGGGGCAGUUCUGGCUGUGGUUGGAGUAAUACUCAUGGUUGUCCAACUCUUCAUCAAUCUCUUUGUCAAAGCACAACCACCACCAGACCCGAUCGCUAAUUUCAUCGAAGAUGUCGGACAUGAACUCAUCGACAGCUUCGCUCCUUCCCCUGAGUCUAGCCUCAAGUACUCUAUCUCUGCUUCCGAUGUUACUGCAGGCCAAGUGACUACAAUCACCAUCACUGGUAAAAAUGAAUCCUCCGGCGAAGUUACUAUAACAAAUGCAGCUAUCACUCUUUACUCUGGAGAUGACGAUGUCUGUCUCUUUCGAAAUGGCGCUGACAAUACCGAAAAAAUUAUAUUGGUUCCCGAUACUGAUGCCGAUAAAAAUGAAAAUGGACAUACCUUCGUCACUCCCAGCAAAAUUACAAGCGCGCAAUUGCCCAUACCAGCAAGACUGGGGAACGAAUCAAUAUACUACGAAUAUGUUCUCCGAGCAGCAGGUCUUCCAAAAGAAUCAUCCACUAGUUUGAACAAUCUUAUUCUAAAAGCGGGAGAGUCGUUUCAGUCAAUUUGGACAGCCAGAAUCAAUAACAGGGGUGACGAUAAGGAGAAGUCAACUAGUUGGAUCGAAAUUGUCGAAAAUGGACUAACAGACGCAUGUCAAUCACAGUUUGUAUUGCAGAGGACUUGA